This is a messenger RNA of Sporothrix brasiliensis 5110, 1032 nucleotides long. RefSeq lists its product as uncharacterized. Gene Ontology annotation, biological process: secondary metabolic process. Lineage: Eukaryota; Fungi; Ascomycota; Sordariomycetes; Ophiostomatales; Ophiostomataceae. The record is from RefSeq and is a predicted model, not a curated record. The coding region runs from base 1 to 1032 and encodes 343 amino acids. The transcript has 2 exons.
AUGGUUGCCCUUCGUGAGGCUGUUGCCUCCAACCAGCGCAUUGCUGCGACGUUUCCCAAGGGGCUGGUGGCUGUGUUUGUCGGAGGCACAAGUGGUGUUGGCGAGUACACGGUCAAGGCGUUUGCCAAGUACACCAGCAACUCGCGGGCCUACAUCAUCGGCCGCUCGAAGCCCAGCGCCACACGCAUCGUGGCCGAGUGCCGUGCCUUGGGGCCCAGCAACUCGUUUGAGUUCAUCCAGGCCGACAUCAGCCUGCUGAAGACCGUUGACGACGUUUGCAGGCAAAUUCGCGCGAAAGAGACGGCGAUCAACAUUCUGUUCCAAACCCAGGGAUCGAUGGCGUUUCAUGCAGUCACCCCCGAAGGUCUCUCGCUAGCCGCUGCGCUGGGCAUACACUCUCGCACCCGCUUCCUUCUCAACCUGCUGCCCCUCCUCCAGCGCGCCACGGCCCUGAAGCGCGUGGUCUGCGUUAUGGCGGCGACGUGCGAGGGGCCCAUCGACCUCGACAACCUCGGCGGCGUCGGCUUUUCGCUGUUCCGGCGCCGCGACCAGCUUGCCGCCGUGCAGACGCUUCUGCUGGAGAAGGUCCAGGAGACGGUCGCGGGCGCAGCCCCUGUCGGGUUUGUGCAUGACGUGCCGGGCGUCGUACAAAGCGGCAUCACGCGCGACGCCGAGGGCGUUGGCAUGAAGGUGCUCAUUGGCGUGACCAGCUUGCUGGGCCCGCUGAUUCGGACACCCAUUGACGAGUGUGCCGAGAUGCAUCUCUUCUACGCGACGAGCGCGCGCUUUGCCUCGUACGCGGGUGGUGUGGCGAGCGACGGCGUCGCCCUGCAAAACGGCCUUGGCACAGCUCGGGGCAGCAUCGGCAAAACGGGCAGCGGCGUGUACACGAUCAACACCAAGGGGGAACCUUCGCCGCCUCGUGUGGAAGAGGUCCUGGCUGGGCACCGGAACGACGGCACGGCGACCAAGUUGUGGGACAUUGUCAUGGCCGAGUCCAAGAAAAUCACGGGAAGCGAGUGGCUUGCGUGA